Messenger RNA from Rotaria sp. Silwood2, 2751 nucleotides. The record is from the annotation of a GenBank genome assembly. NCBI's taxonomy places the organism in Eukaryota, Metazoa, Rotifera, Eurotatoria, Philodinida, Philodinidae.
UGGGAUUAGUAAUCGUAAAAUGUCGUUUAGUUGUUACCACGGACGGUUCCGGAGGCGUAACCUUUAUAGACGAUGGAGACGACAGAGAAGCAACAAGAGUAUCGAAUUGAGUAGAAAAUAUUUUUUCGAGUGUCUUUCUGGGCUGGACAUCGAGCCAAACUCGCCAAAAUCUGCAAAGAAAGACUGAAAGCCAGGCAUAGUGAAGAUGAUCAGUGAGCAAUAUGUCUUUUUCGCAGUAUGCAAAGAUGACACAUUCAAUAAGUUUUAAAUAUACAUAUAUGCCUUUCGUAUUCGGAAUAACACCAUUUAUUGUUUUAAGUAUUUUAAAAGCGUCUUCUUGAUAGAUCUUUUGCCACAAAGAAAAAUGUUGUCGAUCACAUGGUCGAACAUCGGAGUAAACUAAACCAUGACGAAUUUUCGAUGUAGUAGAAAUUAUAUGUAUAAGAAUAAGAUUGGAGAUAAUUUCACCACCAAACAAAAGGCACGCGGUCUUCGACAGCAAUCUGUUGCGAAGCUUGGUGCACAGAUGCACUCCAUCCUAGGCAAAGAGAAACAAAGAAAUAAAAGAGCUUUGUAACUAUUUGCUUCAAUUAAGUGAGAACUGGAGCUUCUGCUUCGUAACAACUUAAUUUCAUAAUUUUUAUAGAGAAUGAUCAAAAAAGCAUAAAAAUCUAUUCAUUUCAGUAUAUAGAUUAAGCGCUCACUUGUACAAAUAAGCAUAAUUGCGAAGAUUGAAGGUAGAACCAAUGCCCAUGAGAAGGAAUAUUUACUUUGAAAGCAUUAGUAUGAUAUCUGAACGGAUGAUCAAUGUUGAAUGCGAAGAAACCGCUGACUAUUCUCAUACUUCGAAGAUAGCGGCUAUCACAGACGGUUGAAAAACCGAUAAUUCGAAUGCCUUUUUUCUUGAUUUCUUCAUAUAUCCAAAACCAGUGAUUAAGUACAUCUUCAGCAGUGUAAGUACCGGCAAUACCAUAGGCAGAAAGAAGAAAAGGCGAGGGUGUGGGUGUGGGCGUGGGUAUGGGUGUGGAUGUGGGUGAGUGUGGGUGUGGAUGUGGGUAUCAGUCUCUUUCUAACACCCACACCCACCCGCCCACACCCACACCCACACCCACACCCACACCCACACCCAAAAAAUGAAAAAUUUUAAAAAUAUGGUUUGCGGUGCUUUUAGUCGGUUAAGCAUAUCUCGGCCAAAUUUAAUUCUUUUGGUCUUAAAAUUUGGCUAUAUUCCUAAAACAAAUAGCUCUACAAAAUGGGAAAACUUUCAUUGAAAUGUGAAGACAUCGAUUGAGCACGAUCGGUCGUGGCUCUCGUGCAGUGACUCUUAAGCACGCUUAUUUAUAAAAUUUCUUUUCUAUAUAAUGACUAUUUGACGAUGAACAGACAAGAGCGAGUGAAACACCCUUUUCCUUCUACAUUGUUGAGUCACUCCCAUCAACAAGAUAUGAGACUCCUUUAAUGGCAGGACGAUGAAUAUCGACAGCUCUCUCUUUCAAAUAACGAAUGAAUAAGAGUAAAUAUUCUCUAAUUUCACAACAACAAGAAUCUGAUUUUAUUCAUCAUCCUUCCUUCUUUUGGAUUCUCAUAUUUCUUCACCUUCUUCAUUUUCAAUUACCACUUCCAUUAUUCACACACAAAAGAUGGCCUUCAAAACAGAACCUCGUAUAGUGAAUGUUAGAGUCAUCUUUAUGAGAUUAGGUACUUGGUUCUUUCUAUCAUUUGAUAGAUCUACGUGAGACAGAGGUCACUUCCUUCUAUUUUACAGGUCAAAUCAAUACACUGUCAGAUCAAUUUGAUGGUGAAGCAUCCCUUGAAAUAGAAUGGCUAGACUCUAAUGUGAUAGAUGAGUAUGACUCGAAAAAGCAUUGGAAUCCAAAUAUAUACAUAUACAAUGCAUUGGGUGAAUUAAAACAACAAAUAACACAUACAAUUAGAAAGACUGAAUUAGGAGAAACAAUCAUCUGUGAACAACAAAAACUGAAAGGUGCUUAUUAUGAAACUCUCGAACUAAAUAAUUUUCCACUUGAUGUACAAGAUUUAACAAUAAGUAUAACAUCUCAUCUAACAACAAAUGAAGUUCUACUUAGACCACAUCCUCAACGUCCAUCUCGAGUAAAUGAAAGUGCUUUCUUAGCUAAACAACAAUGGAAAUUAUUUAAAUGUGUUAAUGCAAUUAUUGAUACAAUACAUGAUGAAGAUACUAAUCAACAGAGAUCUAUGAUCUGUGUCACGUGUCAUGCACAAAGAAUACCAACUUAUUUUCAUUGGAAUGGUUUCUUUCUUAUUUUUGUUAUUACCCUCUUCUGUUUUUCUGUUUGGGCCAUUGAUCCAAGUUUACCACAAAAUCGUUUGGCACUUAUGGCAACUAUUCUAUUAACAUCCAUAUCCUUUCGCAGUACAAUAACAAGUAAAUUACCUUUAACAUCCUAUUUAACAUUGAUUGAUAAAUAUUCUAUAACUCUAAUUGUCUUUGACUUACUCUGUACAUUCUAUCAUGCUAUAAUGGGUUAUUGGAUGAAUAAUGAUAAAUCAGUGGAUUUGAAAUUAAAAUCUCGUCUCCCAGAUCACAUAAUGUUCUUUGUUUUAUUAUCACUAUUUAUUCUACUUAAUUUGACCUUCUUCAUAUGGAUUAUCAGAGUUGCGUAUACACCAAGACGUGUCUUAGAACAACAAAUUCCAUGGACAAUUAUGGAUAAACAAUAUUCUUCUUCAUCAUCGACGACGACUACACUUGAAGUCGAAAGACUUUAG